This is a messenger RNA of Octopus sinensis (East Asian common octopus), 780 nucleotides long. RefSeq lists its product as uncharacterized. NCBI's taxonomy places the organism in Eukaryota, Metazoa, Mollusca, Cephalopoda, Octopoda, Octopodidae. The transcript has a single exon. The record is from RefSeq and is a predicted model, not a curated record. Gene Ontology annotation, molecular function: nucleic acid binding; zinc ion binding. Bases 1 to 780 code for a protein of 259 amino acids.
AUGUCAGUUUUCAAGAGUGAAAAUAAGGCAACAAUAAAGACAGAAAACGAGCAUUUAUCAUAUAAAAACAAGUUUGGAGGCAACAUUACUGUUGUGCUUAAAGUCAAUAACCCCUCGAUGGGAUCUAUUAAUAUUUUUAACACGCUAUGCAACAUGAAAUCGAUCAAGAAGGCACGAGUUUCUCGCCGACAGUCAGGAGAGUUUCUACUGAAUUUCAAAGUCGAAAAAGAUGUGGAAAACUUUCAAAUUGAAUUAGAAGAAAGCAAACCUUUUGGAGAGGGAGGCCAGUCUCUCAAAAAUAAGAAAUUCGGGCCAGUGGCAAUAAUUCUAAAAAAUGUCCCAACUUGGAUCGAAAUUGAGGAACUCGAAGACUUCCUGAAGGGCAAAGUGAAAGGAAAAAUGACUCUCGAACAUUUUGAGAAAAGGGGAGUGAGACUCCCUAUCAUUAAAUUGGUAACUUCUGAUCAUGGAGAAGCUCAAUCGCUUGUACGAUUGGGGCUAAAGAUUGGCUUUUCGAAUGUAAAGGCCGAGUGGUACAGAAAACCGGAAGUCCAGUGCUAUCGAUGCCAAGGGUUUGGCCACAUAGCACGCUUCUGUAAAAAUCAGGAGAAAUGUCUAUUUUGUUCAGGUACACAUGCUGGAACAGAUUGCAAGGACUCUAACAUGAAAAAAUGUGUCAACUGCGGUUCUUCGAGCCACUUGGCAAAUUAUCGGGGCUGUGAGAAAGCUAAAGAAGCUUCAAAGCUGAAAAAUGAUAAAAUUCUGUUCAGAAACUGUUAA